UGAGUCGUUACCGCGGGGCGAGCCGAACAUCGAAGGGCUAAGGGGACCGGCCCCUCUCUGUUCAUCGGGUGGUCGUGUCUUUUGGUUUCAGAAUUUUCGUCGGCGGCACACUUGGAAGCUGAAGUGCUCCCGAUAUGGCCGAAGUUGAAGAAACUCUUAUCCGAACACCCGAGGCGAUCGGCGGUGAGCCCCAAAAGGCUGCCGACCAAAGUGUAAAGAGCAGCCCCGAAGAACUCGUCGUUACAAUCGGAGCCACGGUGCCAACCGGCUUCGAAGCGACGGCUGCAGAUGAAGUGAGAGAGAAACUGGCUUCUCGGGCCAGAAUCAGCAGAGAGAGGGGCAAGAUCUACUUUGACAUUUCAAUAGAGUACCUGGCCCAGGUUCAUUCUCUAAGAUCAGUUGAUAAUUUAUUCGUUGUCGUUCAGGAAUUUAGAGAUUACCAGUUCAAAGAGACCAAGGAAGACACUUUAAAGGAUUUUAAAGAAUUAGCUGGAAAGCUUCCUUGGUCCAAUCCCUUAAAAGUAUGGGAAAGAAACAUCAACUAUAAGAAAAAAAAAACAAUUCGCAAAAAACCUCAACAACACACCCCAAGCCAAGAAAAGGCGGCCGAGAGUCAAGGAGGCCCAGUCAAAAAAGAUACUGAGGAAGAGCUCAGUCGAUUCACGGAAAACUUGGUCUUAAACUCGGGUGAAAGCCAGAGCAAGAUUCCGGAGGAAACUCCAUCAGCUGAUAAAGAUGAAGGGUCAAAUACCUCUGAAAAAGAAAAAAAAGGUGAUGAGACUCAGAAAGAAGAAGCUAAAGCCAAAGUGCUCAAGUUUCGAGUCACGUGUAACCGAGCAGGAGACAAGCAUAAUUUUACAUCUAAUGAGGCAGCGAGAGAUUUCGGAGGUGCUGUGCAAGAUUAUUUCAAUUGGAAGGCUGACAUGACCAACUUUGAUGUGGAGGUUCUUUUGAAUAUCCACCAGAGCGAAAUAAUUGUAGGAAUUGCAUUAACUGAAGAGAGCCUCCACCGAAGAAAUAUCAUCGAAUUUGGACCCACGACUCUCCGGUCCACCCUUGCCUAUGGAAUGCUCAGGCUCUGUUCUCCUCAACUCGGUGAUGUAAUAGUGGAUCCAAUGUGUGGAUCAGGUGCCAUAUCAAUAGAGGGGAUCUGUGAGUGGCCUAACUGCUAUCAUAUUGCCGGUGAUAAUAAUCCCUUGGCUGUGAAGAGAACAUCAAGUAACAUCUGGUCUUUGAUGACAAGGAACUCAACUAAAGAAAGGAAAGGUUACAUUGGACUGCCUGUUGAUAGCAUCCAGUGGGAUAUCUGCAGUUUGCCUUUGAGGACUAGUUCAGUGGAUAUUAUUGUCUCCGAUAUGCCUUUUGGGAAAAGGAUUGGAUCAAGAAGAAGAAACUGGGACCUGUAUCCAUUUUGCCUCCAAGAAAUGAGCCGCGUCUGCAAGCCUGGGACAGGCCGGGCUAUACUACUUACUCAUGACCGAAAAUGCAUUAUCAAGGCAUUAUCGAAAAUGUGUGACAUGUGGAGAAAGGUCCAGACUGCCUGGGUGAAUAUAGGAGGACUUCAUGCUGCAGUUUACCUUCUGAAACGAACCCCUCAGGUUUUCAUUCAAACAGGAGAGCAAGAAAAAGGAAUCACCUUGUAAUGUGAAAGAUCAAGACACCUUAGGUCCAGCUAAUUUUUCCACCUCCGGAAGUGCCUAAACAAUAAAAAAUAGGUGUAAAAUGCAGAAAAGCACCAUCAGAUUGAUUGUCAUAGGGUCUUAAUUGAUCUGAGGAUCUUUGUUGAAGACAAAAAUAAGGUUUAAAAUUUCAGCUAAGGUUUAUAUGUAAUGUGGUGAGAUUGCAGUCUUCUGGAAAGCAGGGCUUCCAAAUUUUUGGAAACACUUUUGAGUUUCUCGUGAACAUUCCUUUGCAAAAUGCCUGGCAUUUUGUAUAUCUCAAAAGACCAUUGAAAACUUUCUGUGAAGUUUGUUUGGAGACCUUUCUGUGAUAAAGGUACUGUCUUCAGGUCAGGGUGUUGGUUUGGGCACGAGAAGAUGCUUAUAGGAAUGAGUACAAACACCCUUAGAGGCCAAAAUCACUGUAAUGUUUCCAUUUGUUAGGGGGACAUGGAUCUUACUGUCUUUUUUCCUCAUGUUCCCACCGGUUAAUCAGUUGGAAUACAGUUGAAGUUUCUGGUUUUAUGCAUUCCAAGGAUAUACCAUAGGGAGAGAGGGAGGAACAUAGAGAUGUUUAGAAAAAUCUUCCAUCUGUCUUACAAAAUGAAACCUGUUUAUCUUUCUGAAUAAUGUCAAGAGAGACAAACAUAUAGUGUCCAUUUCCACGAUGGUCAGUGCCUGUUUUGGAAAGCCAGAAUUGAAUAACACAAGCAGUCAUUCACCUAAUGCACAAGAUUCAGCUGGUAAGAAGGGUGUGGCAGGAUGACUGAAAUCUGAGCAGCCUAGUGGAGGGAAGAUGGAGAUGAUCAUAAAUACAGCUCAGGUACACCAUUGAUAAUGUUAUGUGGAGUUAUAGAAAGCGUCUCUUGGACUCCAUUUAAGGAUUACCAAGGAAGAUGAGCUUUGUUAACAUUCUACAAGUUUAAACAAAACAAAAGUCAGGAUUCUUUGAUUUGGCUGCUUUUUCCUCUUUGAGAAGUUCAUUUCAUUCUUAAUUGAAUCAUUUAAUCAUAGAAGAAUUGAAAUCAUAGGAACAUAUACAUUUGAUGGAUAUGGGCCAUUUGAAGGUUCAUCAGAUGAAAUCCUUUAACUGAAAUAAACGGUUGCUCUCCUGAGAUACAAGAGCAAACAAUCAAGUGUUAUUAAACCUUAAAAGUUUCCUGUGGCACUCCAGUUGGAUUUUCAGUGCUACCUUAUAUUAAGUUUCACUUAGUUUUGGGUGUCUUUUUAAUUGUCAUAUUAAAAGAAAAAGCACAGCACUACUACAUUUUGAAAAAAAUUAACAGAAUAUUAAUUUCAUGCCAACGGUCAUGAUUUGCUCCUCUCUGUAGCACUGCCCCAUCACGUGUUUGAAUUGGAAAUAAAGAUGGUAUUUCUGAAGUCA
This is a messenger RNA of Tachyglossus aculeatus (Australian echidna), 3042 nucleotides long. RefSeq names its product THUMP domain containing 3 (gene THUMPD3). Gene Ontology annotation, molecular function: tRNA (guanine) methyltransferase activity; RNA binding. Gene Ontology annotation, biological process: tRNA methylation. The coding region runs from base 135 to 1643 and encodes 502 amino acids. The transcript is spliced from 10 exons. NCBI's taxonomy places the organism in Eukaryota, Metazoa, Chordata, Mammalia, Monotremata, Tachyglossidae. The record is from RefSeq and is a predicted model, not a curated record.